This is a messenger RNA of Otolemur garnettii (small-eared galago), 3764 nucleotides long. RefSeq names its product MER proto-oncogene, tyrosine kinase (gene MERTK). Gene Ontology annotation, molecular function: transmembrane receptor protein tyrosine kinase activity; ATP binding; protein binding. Gene Ontology annotation, biological process: phagocytosis; cell surface receptor protein tyrosine kinase signaling pathway; protein phosphorylation. The record is from RefSeq and is a predicted model, not a curated record. The coding region runs from base 83 to 3079 and encodes 998 amino acids. The transcript is spliced from 19 exons. Lineage: Eukaryota; Metazoa; Chordata; Mammalia; Primates; Galagidae. Gene Ontology annotation, cellular component: signaling receptor complex.
ACUGUGGCGCCGGGACAGGGCAAGUUCCGGACGUCCCUCUGUCCAUCGAUCGGGACAGAAUUUCCAGAUCCGCGGCUUCGGGAUGGGGCCUGCCCCGCUGCCGCUACUGCUGGGGCUCUUCCUCUCGGCGUUCGUGAGUGAAGCUAUCACCAAGUCGAGGGAAGGAGCCAAGGCCUCCCUGCUGUUCCCACAGCCUUUGCCCAGGAUCCUGGAAGCUGAGCAUGCACCACUUUCCUCUCCUCAGGCCAGUGGGUACCAGCCUGCCUUGAUGUCUUCACCAGCUCAUCCUGGAGGACCACGCACUGAAAAUGCAGUUGGCCCUCAGGUGACCCCUGCUGGGUCGAAGCUCCUCCCACCUCUUGCAUUUAAUCACACAGUUGGGCACAUAAUACUUUCUGAACAUAAGGAUGUCAAAUUUAAUUGCUCAAUCAACGUGCCUAAUAUAUAUCAGGACACUACAAUUUCUUGGUGGAAAGAUGGGAAGGAAUUGCUUGGGGCACAUCAUGCAGUUACGCAGUUUUAUCCAGAUGAUGAAGUUACGGCGAUCAUCGCUUCCUUCAGCAUAACCAGCGUGCAGCGUUCAGACAAUGGGUCGUAUAUCUGUAAGAUGAAAAUAAACAAUGAAGAGAUUGUGUCUGACCCCAUCUACAUUGAGGUACAAGGACUUCCUUACUUUACUAAGCAGCCGGAGAGCAUGAAUGUCACCAGAAACACAGCCUUCAACCUCACCUGUCAGGCGGUGGGCCCGCCUGAGCCAGUUAACAUUUUCUGGGUUCAAAACAGCAGCCGCAUUAAUGAACAGCCUGAAAAAUCCCCCUCUGUUCUAAUUGUUCCUGGUCUGACAGAGAUGGCAGUCUUCAGCUGUGAGGCCCACAAUGACAAAGGGCUGACCGUGUCCAAGGGUGUGCAGAUCAACAUCAAAGCAAUCCCCUUCCCACCAACUGAAGUCUACGUGCACAACAGUACAGCCCACAGCAUUCUGAUCUCCUGGGUCCCGGGUUUUGAUGGAUACUCCCCACUCAGGAAUUGCAACAUUCAGGUCAAGGAAGCUGAUCCGCUGAGUAACGGCUCCGUCAUGAUUUUUCACGCCUCUGCCUCACCACAUCUAUAUCAAAUCGAGCAGCUGCAAGCCUUGGCUAAUUACAGCGUUGCUGUUUCCUGCAUGAAUGAAAUAGGCUGGUCUGAAGUGAGCCCUUGGAUUCUGGCCAGCACCACCGAAGGAGCCCCAUCCGUAGCACCUUUAAACAUCACCGUGUUUCUGAAUGAAUCUAGUAAUCACGUGGACGUCCGAUGGACGCGGCCUCCAAUGAAGCGGCAGGAUGGGGAGCUGGUGGGCUACCGGAUAUCUCACAUCUGGCAGAGCAUGGGGACUACCAAAGAACUAUCAGAGGAAGUUGGCUACAGUGGCAGCUAUGCUCAAAUUUCCAUUCCAGUCCGCAACGCCUCCUGCACAGUGAGGAUGGCAGCCAUCACCAAAGGGGGUGUUGGGCCCUUCAGUGACCCGGUGCAGAUAUUCAUCCCCCAACACGGUUCGGUAGAUUAUGCCCCUUCAUCAACUCCAGCGCCUGGCAACACAGAUCCUGUGCUCAUCAUCCUUGGCUGCUUUUGUGGAUUUGUUUUGAUUGGGUUGAUUUUUUAUAUCUCUCUGGCCAUUAAAAAAAGAGUCCAGGAGACCAAGUUUGGGAAUGCAUUUACAGAGGAGGAUUCCGAAUUAGUCGUUAACUACAUAGCGAAGAAGUCCUUCUGUCGGCGAGCCAUUGAACUUACCUUGCAGAGCUUGGGAGUCAGCGAGGAUCUACAAAAUAAACUAGAAGAUGUUGUGAUCGACAGGAAUCUUCUGAUUCUUGGAAAAAUUCUGGGGGAAGGAGAGUUUGGGUCAGUGAUGGAAGGAAAUCUUAAGCAGCAAGAUGGGACCUCUCAGAAAGUGGCAGUUAAGACCAUGAAAUUGGACAACUUUUCACAGCGGGAGAUCGAAGAGUUUCUCAGUGAGGCAGCAUGCAUGAAAGACUUCAGCCACCCAAAUGUCAUCCGACUUCUAGGUGUAUGUAUAGAAAUGAGCUCUCAAGGCGUCCCAAAGCCCAUGGUGAUAUUACCCUUCAUGAAAUAUGGGGACCUGCACACCUAUUUACUUUAUUCCCGAUUGGAGACAGGACCAAAGCAUAUUCCUCUGCAGACACUAUUGAAGUUCAUGGUGGAUAUUGCCCUGGGAAUGGAGUAUCUGAGCAACAGGAAUUUUCUUCAUCGAGAUCUAGCGGCGCGAAACUGCAUGUUGCGAGAUGACAUGACUGUCUGUGUUGCGGACUUUGGCCUUUCUAAGAAGAUUUACAGUGGCGAUUACUACCGCCAAGGCCGCAUUGCUAAGAUGCCUGUGAAAUGGAUUGCCAUAGAGAGUCUUGCAGACCGAGUCUACACAAGUAAAAGUGACGUGUGGGCAUUUGGCGUGACCAUGUGGGAAAUUGCCACGCGGGGAAUGACUCCCUACCCUGGGGUCCAGAACCAUGAGAUGUAUGACUAUCUUCUCCAUGGCCACAGGCUGAAGCAGCCCGAGGACUGCCUGGAUGACCUGUAUGAAAUCAUGUACUCUUGCUGGAGAGCUGAUCCCUUGGAUCGACCUACCUUUUCAGUGUUGAGGCUGCAGCUGGAGAAGCUCUUAGAAAGUUUGCCUGAUGUUCAGGACAAAGCAGAUAUCAUUUACGUCAACACACAGUUGCCAGAGAACUAUGAGGCCCUGGCUGAGGGCUCUGUGCUUGGUCCCCUGGACAUGAACAUUGACCCUGACUCCAUAAUCGCCUCCUGCACUCCCAGCGCUACCAUCAGCGUGGUCACAGCAGAAGUUCACGAGAACAGACCUCACGAAGAAAGGUACAUCCUAGAUGGGGGCAGCGAGGAAUGGGUAGACCCGGCUUCUGCCACCUCUGCUACUGUCACAGGCGAAAAGAAUGGUGUUUUACCAGAGGACAGACUUGCAAGGAAUGGGGUCUCUUGGUCCCUUUCAAGCACCCUGCCCUUGCAAAGCCCAUCAGCAGAUGAACUUUUGUUUGCCGAUGACUCCUCAGAAGGUUCAGAAGUCCUGAUGUGAGGAGAGUGAAGAGCAGACAUUCCAGAAUGAAGUUAGUUCUUCUACGUUAGGAGAAGCCAGUUUUGCCUGAUGUUUUUGGUAUCUGUUUUCCUUACCAAGUAAACUCCAUGGCCCCACAGCACCAGAUGAAUGUUGUUAAAGAAGUCAUCAUUAAAGAUAUAUAAUAUAUAUUUAUUUAAAGAGAAAAAACAUAUAUGUAUAUGAUGGAAAGAGAUAAGGAUAUUGUAUUUAAUAAAAGAUGACUUACUUUACUGAUCUGGCAGAUCUGAAGACGUAAGUUUCAGCCAUUCUUUGACACUAACACGUGUACAGACAGAGUCAAAGAUGUUUUGUAAAGUUUUCUUUUUCAGGACAGCUAAAUGUAAAAAUAUUUGUAAAAUGAAAUGCCAUAUUUGACUGGGCUCCUGGUCUUCAUGUAUUUGAUAAGAAUGAUUCGUGUAAUAUUUAAAGUCGAAAAAUUGAUUAAUUUUCUGCUAUGACUUCCUAAUAAAAUAUGAAUGAAGAAGGAUGUGUUGAACUUGAGAGGGGGAAAGACAGUGGUCACUGGAAGCAUCAGUGCCUUAAUGAUUCAUCUUCACUGCAGUUGCUGUGGCCAUUCUUAGCAUUGUUUUUUAGGGAUGAGGGAAAAGCACUCCAGGAGUCCAUAGAUGAGGGACAAAAAAAUAUUAAGGGAAAAAAAAACAGU